This is a messenger RNA of Terrapene triunguis (Three-toed box turtle), 1203 nucleotides long. RefSeq names its product COMM domain containing 10 (gene COMMD10). Bases 82 to 681 code for a protein of 199 amino acids. The transcript is spliced from 7 exons. Lineage: Eukaryota; Metazoa; Chordata; Testudines; Emydidae. The record is from RefSeq and is a predicted model, not a curated record.
GAGCCUGCCGGGCUCCCGUCCGCCCCGCCUACCCUCGUUGCCGGGCGCUGGCGGCGGAACCAGGCAGCGGCGGCGGCCAGGAUGGCAGCGCCCAUCAUCCCCGAGAGCGGCAGCAUAAAAAAAGCAGUGUUGCUCAUUAACAUGAUAGACCCAGGCAAAUUUCCUCGAUUACUCUCCCGCAUCCUUCAAAAGCUUCAUCUAAAGGCUGAGAGCAGUUUCAGUGAAGAGGAGGAAGAAAAACUGCAAGCUGCGUUUUCAGUGGAGAAGCAAGAUCUUCAUUUAGUCCUUGAAACUAUAUCAUUUAUUUUGGAACAGGCAGUGUAUCAUAACCUGAAACCAGCUAUUCUGCAACAGCAGCUGGAGAGCAUUCACCUUGAUCAAGACAAAGCAGAAGCAUUUGUCAGUGCAUGGACUGCUGCAGGUCAAGAUACAAUUGAAAAGUUCAGGCAGAGGAUUUUGGCCCCUCAAAAGCUUGAGACAAUUGGAUGGCAGCUUAACCUUCAGAUGGCUCAGUCCACCCAAGCGAAACUGAAAUCUCCUCAAGCUGUAUUAGAACUUGGAAUGAGCAAUGAAGAUUCAAAGAACCUGGAGAAAGUAUUUGUGGAAUUCAGUCAUCAGGAGCUGUUUGAGUUCUAUAACAAGCUGGAGACUAUACAAGCACAGCUGGAUUCCCUUACGUGAUGUUUUUGAAGACUUGUUUCUCCAUCGCACUCCUGCCACCUCAUUAUUUUGAAUUGAAGAUAGAUUGCCAAACUGUGUUCGCUGAUGGAUUCAAUAGGUUGCUUCCCUGUAAAAUUAUAUGGCUUAUCUCCUCUUAGACCAGUAACAUUAACCAAGGGGGAUCAUUGUUAAGAGUUCUGAGCUUCUAAUUGACUUUCUCUUGUUUUUGAACCAACAGCAUUUGUGAAGAACAGUGUUACUUGAGAAAAAAAUGUAAUACCAUACUGUUGGUUUAUAGUUCUUUUAUGCUUUAUUACCUGUGCUGUUUGAUUCAUUACAUGUCUGAUGGCAAUUCACAUACUAGUGAGGGAUAGGAAUAAAAUCUGUAUCAAAGUUAUUAGAAGAAUAUAAAACUUAAGGAGUAACAUUAGUAGAAGUAGUCAAAAAAUAGACAGAAUUGUCUCCAUCCUUUUGAAUUUCUCCCUUCCCUCCCAAUAGUGUUGAUUGCAAAUUAGCCAAAAUACAUAAAUACAAUAAAUAAAA